GGAGGGAGGAACAGAGGAACAGGAAGGUGCUUGUAAACGUCAGCGCGCACACCACUAAGCUACUACUUUUACAACCGGCCAGAAGUGUGUGUUUGUGUUACUUUACCAACACUUUGUCACCACUAUGUCUUUUUCAACCUGCCAGAAGUGUGUAUUCGUGUUACUUUAACAACACUUUGUCCGCCGCUAUGGGCACACACACCACCCUGUGGGCGGUGUGCCGUAAGGUUGAGACGCUGGUCGUGCUGCAGCAGCUGGGCGGCGCGCUGUUCGACACGGCGCUGCAGGUGGUUGUUAAGGAGCGCUCCAACAGCACGGACGGCGGGGUUAACUCCACCUCCACCGUGGACGACCGCCAGAGAGCCAUGUCCGACUUCUUCAUGACCUAUAACCUCCUCGGCAAACUCACCCCCAUUGUGCCGGCGAUCAUCUUGGCGAAGUUAAGCGACCGCGGCUGGAGGAAAGCGCCGAUCAUCGCCCCGCUUCUGGGCUACAUGGCGUCCCGGCUGGUGCUGCUGCUGGUCGUGGUCCUCGGCUGGCCCAUCCAGGUCAUGUGGGUGGGGGUGUCGCUGCACGGGUUCAGUGGCGGGUUCAGCGCAAUCUGGGCCGGGGUGAUGACCGUGGUGUCGCUGGGCUCAACGGAGCAGCGGCGCUCCGGGGUGAUGAUGAGGGUGGAGCUGCUGUACGGGCUGGCCGGACUGCUGGGCAGCCUGGUGUCCGGACACCUGUUCCAGCUGUACAGCUCCUCCCUGGGCCAGGGCACGGUGCUGGUGGGAGUCAGCCUGCUGCUGUACGGCCUCUGUCUGCUGCACGCCGUCAGUCUGCUGCAGGUGAGGAGGGGGUCAUGGGGUUGCGGCUAGGAGGAGGGGGAGGAGGCGGCGGCGGGGGGCGAGGCCCGCAGCAACAGGAUAAACAUCGGCCUGCUGUUCGUGGGGGGCGUGCUGUACGACGUGGCGGUCGCGGGCGCCAUGGAGAUCCUGGUCAGCUUCCAGAUGAAGGAACCACUAAACUGGAACGCCAAGCAGGUGGGAUAUGGGAAUGCAUCAGGCUUCCUGAUUUUCCUCACCAGCUUCCUGGGCGUGAUGGUGAUGUCUCGCUUCAUGAUUGACAGCAGCCUCAUCAUCGUGGGCAUGCUUUCCUUCGCCUCGGGGAUCUACUUCAUGGCCUUCGUCACGAAGACAUACCAGUUCUACCUAGCACGCUCUCUCAUGCUGUUCGCUCUGAUCCCCAUGCCCACCAUCCGCUCCAUGCUCUCCCAGCAGGUCACAGGCUCCUCCUACGGCAUCGUCCUCACAAGUUUCCAGCUCUCCUUCAAGGUUGCCAGUUUGGUGUACACCCCCACGUACACCAAGAUAUACCAGCACACGCUGGACUGGCUUCCAGGUUUUGUCUUCCUCCUAUCCAGUUCCAUCAGCGUGCUGGCAACCAUCCCCAUCAGCAUUAUGGGCUGCAGGCUGCCGCUGAAGCCGGCCUAUCGGAGGAUUGAAGCAAGCUGACAUCGUUGGCAGGAGUGUACGCUCAUUGGCUGAAACUACGAAUGGACAGGGACACAUUGGGAACACUGGUGUGUAAUUGGCUGCUGAAGGUGUAGCCGUUGAAGAAGCCAUCCCCAUUGGAUAUGACGUAUGACAUGUCAUGGUGUCAACUUUUCAUUGUGUUCCUUGACGCAAUAUUUAAAUUUCAAGCAAAGUGUACACGUUUGCUUCUUAGUGCAAUUUUACUGAAUAUAAAUAUUCUUAUGGUUUUACUAAUUGAGUCCAUCGUUAUAAAUAUUUGUUAUAAAAUUGAGUCAUUAUUGUCCAGUAUUAUUGUGUAUUUAAUAUAUUGUUGUUAAUAUAAUAUAUAACUAUUAGAUUAGUCUCUAUAUUAUUCUAAACAUUAAAACAAACAAGACUUAAUUGUAUAUUUAAAAUAAUGUGUCAAAGAUGCAAGGAGUUUCUUUUUUUUUACUGGUUCCUAUACUUGUUCAUACGGAAAAAAACAUUUUAAGCUUAUUAAAUGCAUUUUUCUUUACUUAUAUUAACAUCAUCAUUGGCGCUACGAAAUAUGCUCAGCAAAAGGAGAUGAGGUUGCAAUUAAAGUGGCGUGGGAUGACUUCUUCUAUGAAUAAAUGAUGUAAAAUGCCACAAUCCUGAUUAACUAGUGUUACAGUUAGGAUAUGAUUUUGUUACCUUUUUUUAAUCUUCAAAUCGUGUGGGACAUAAGUGGAACAAGAUACAGGGAAGAUUGUGGAAUAUUGUUUACUUUUGGAGACAAAACACAAUGUGGCUAUGUUGAAGAUAAGUGGCUUUUCAGCCUCAGGAUAGAGUCUCAUCUAACCAAGCAUCAGACCUGGAACAUGGAGCCGUUUGAGAGAUACAAGGAGUUGCAAAGUAAAAAAAGAAGCAGAGCAAGGGUUAAAAACCUUCAAUUUCAAGGAUGAGAAAGUACAGAUGAUCAUGAAACUGUCCUGGAAAAUUAUUGGUAAUUCAUACGUCUGCAUGUUUCCACCAGUGCUGCCAGAAACCUGGAGAGUUAGCUAAAGAAUAUAUCUGGAGCUUGCAUGAGCUAGGCGAGAAUUUCAAACCUGAGAGAACAUUUUAGCGAUAUAGGAGUCAUCGAGAUGCAUGAAAAAAAGUCAGAAAAGUCAUAGUUUAAGGCAGAGUUCAUGCUUGAUAACGCAAUAGAAAUGGUUCAACAGUCAGAGCAGGUGAAAGGACAGGUUAAUUGUCAGGCAAGGGGCUGUCGGGGGGGAAAUGUGCAGCACACAACACAGGAGAACCCAAACAUGGCAAACCAUUCAGAGAAUGCAAAAAGGCUGCAGAUGAGGGAAAAUACAUUCGAAGGGACACUGCAAAGCAACAAAUGCUGAAGGCAAUACCUGCUGGAAUAUAGGAAUGCCUCUGCAGUUUGCCGGGCCAUGUGGUGAGAGAAGUGAGGUUAAUUUCUAAGGAGCGUUCACACGCCUAAUGAAUAGCAACAGGGAUUUCUAAAUAGACAUGGGCAGAUACAAGCGUUAUGUUAAUCAACAUCUUUUCAAUGCUAAGGCGCCCUCAACUGAUGAAGACACGACCCAUAAUGGACAGACCGAGGGGAGGCGGUCUAUGUGGGCCUGUCCCCAGCAUUGACCGUAAGAAAGGGCUCAACGUUGCAGUGGCAAUGAGCCUGGUAAACAGGGUUGAGGAAGUCUACAUGCUUCAAGAGUGGAUGAAAAAGUAUAAACAAGGUAUCACAAAGAACGUUAUCGAUGGCUGAUGAUAAUCCCUGUAUUCGUCGGUUAAGACCAAGCCAACUUGAAAGGAAGGCUCAAACAGCUCUUAGAGCAGGGAGAGCUGCAGCCUCUUUUUUAU
This is a messenger RNA of Gadus chalcogrammus (walleye pollock), 3329 nucleotides long. Its product is annotated as thymic stromal cotransporter homolog. Gene Ontology annotation, cellular component: membrane. Gene Ontology annotation, biological process: transmembrane transport. The transcript is spliced from 6 exons. The record is from RefSeq and is a predicted model, not a curated record. Lineage: Eukaryota; Metazoa; Chordata; Actinopteri; Gadiformes; Gadidae. Gene Ontology annotation, molecular function: transmembrane transporter activity.